CUCUGCUCUGGGAAGAUACUUCAGAAGAAAACCCUAAAUUGAAGACCCCUGGAUUUGAAAAAUCGUAGUUUAUACAAGCUAUGGAAGCACCGGCACCACAUUGUGAGUUGUUAAAUGCUGCUUAUAAGGGGGAACUUAAUCGCUUCAAGAGGUCGGCUUUGAAUCAUGCUAAAGGUGAAGGGAUUGGAGUAAAAGAAGCGAUUGAGAAGCUUAAACUUGAAGAUGGAAGAGGAUGUCUUCAUUUUGCUGCUGCAGGAGGAAGUUUACAAGUUUGCAAAUACUUGCUUGAGAAAUUGAAACUUGAUGUGGAUUCCAGAGAUGGUGAAGGUUCCACACCCUUGUAUCAUGCAUGUGCUGAAGGGCAUUUUGACAUGGUUAGAUAUCUUCUUGAAAAGGGUGCCAACCCUGAUGCGUCAAAUGAUACGAAUCGCACUCCAUUACAUCAAGCUGCUAAGUCAGGUGAUGCAAGGAUAAUAACCUUGUUACUUUCAAGGGGUGUUCGCGUAGAUGUUGUAAGUAACUCAGGCAAUGCCCUUCAGUUUGCUGCUGCUCUUGGUCAUCCAGAUGCGGUUAAACUGUUGUUGGAUCAUGGUGCAGAUCCUAAUUGUGAUAAUAGUCAGGGUAUGCUCAGACCACUAUUUGCGGCAAUGUUUACCAAGUCAGGGGAGUGCAUCGGUUCAUUAAAAGAAGAGAAAAAAAAGGAAUGCAUGGAACUUUUACUACAGGCAGGAGCUGACCCAAAUGUUCCAUCAUAUGGAAAGACACCUCUGAUAUUUGCAGCAAUGGAAGGAAGCGUAGAAGAAAUUACACGCUUACUGGAAGCUGGUGCGGAUCCAAAUUAUAAAUCGAAUGAAGGGAUGACAGCAUUGGAAGUUGCCGCUAUCGACUGCAAUUAUCAAAUUGUUGGGAUUCUUUUUCCUGUGACGUCUCGCAUUCCAACUUAUCCUGAUUGGAGCAUCCCCGGACUAAUGAGGCACGUGAAUUCUGAUGCAAAUAAAGUGCAGAGGGAUGUCCAUAAGAAGGAGAAAUUUAACCAGGCAAAAUCAAAAGGAAGAGAUGCAUUUCAGGGAGAGAAAUAUCUUACGGCAGCAAUCUGGCUCAGAGAGGCCCACAUCAGUUUCCCAGAAGAUGCAGCUAUAUUGUCCAACAUGAGUGCCUGUUAUGCACGCCUGGGUGACGGAAUCAAUGCACUUGACUUUGCCACUAAAUGCAUCUGUGAAAGGCCUGAAUGGCCUAAAGCGUACUAUAGGAAAGGUGUCGCGCUCAAUAUACAGAAAAGGUACGAUGAUGCAGCAGAUGCCUUUCUUGAGGGUUUGACGCUCGAUCCAGGAAACAAAGAGCUUAAAGAUGCAUACAUGGAAGCUACUGAAGCCAGAUUGAACUCUCUCCAAGUGUAGGAAGAUAAUGCUGAGUGUUGUGGAGAUGAAUGCAUUAAAAUGGCGAGAAGAUAUUCACAUGUGAACAAAUCAAUCCCAAAUAUGAUCUGUUGAAGUUUUAUAUCAUUUAAAUUUUGAAAAGUCAUUUUUGUAUUUUUGUAUAAAUACGUGGUGGGCAUUUAGAUGUAGGUUAUGAAAUCUUUGAGUGUGGAGGAAACCUUGUAACUUUUGAUGUGCAAGUCUGGUUGGUACUAAUAUCAGUUCGCAUUGCUCUAUUGUGCUGGCUG
Messenger RNA from Papaver somniferum (opium poppy), 1663 nucleotides. RefSeq names its product ankyrin repeat and SOCS box protein 2-like. The coding region runs from base 81 to 1397 and encodes 438 amino acids. The transcript is spliced from 13 exons. Lineage: Eukaryota; Viridiplantae; Streptophyta; Magnoliopsida; Ranunculales; Papaveraceae. The record is from RefSeq and is a predicted model, not a curated record. Gene Ontology annotation, molecular function: protein binding.